This is a messenger RNA of Cuculus canorus (common cuckoo), 7117 nucleotides long. RefSeq names its product ATPase sarcoplasmic/endoplasmic reticulum Ca2+ transporting 3 (gene ATP2A3). Gene Ontology annotation, cellular component: membrane. Gene Ontology annotation, molecular function: P-type calcium transporter activity; ATP binding; ATP hydrolysis activity. The record is from RefSeq and is a predicted model, not a curated record. The transcript is spliced from 22 exons. Gene Ontology annotation, biological process: intracellular calcium ion homeostasis; calcium ion transmembrane transport. Lineage: Eukaryota; Metazoa; Chordata; Aves; Cuculiformes; Cuculidae. The coding region runs from base 105 to 3233 and encodes 1042 amino acids.
GGGGGCGGUGCCGGGGAGGAGGCGGUGCCGGGCGGGCGGAGAGGUGUGAGCGGCGCGGAACGAACCCGCAGGGUCUGCCCGGGGCUGAGCAUCCCCGGCGGGGCAUGGAGGCGGCGCACAGCCUGCCGGUGCUCGACGUGCUGCGCCGCUUCGGGGUCAGCGAGAGCUGCGGGCUCAGCCCCGAGCAGGUUCGCCGCAGCCGGGACAAAUACGGACCCAAUGAGCUCCCUGCAGAAGAAGGAAAGUCCCUCUGGGAGUUGGUGCUGGAGCAGUUUGAAGAUCUCCUCGUCCGCAUCCUUUUGAUGGCAGCUUUUCUGUCGUUCAUCCUGGCAUGGUUUGAAGAAGGAGAGGAGACCACAACGGCAUUCGUGGAGCCCAUUGUCAUUAUCAUGAUCCUGAUUGCCAACGCUGUGGUGGGCGUGUGGCAGGAGAGAAACGCUGAGAGUGCCAUCGAAGCCCUGAAGGAGUAUGAGCCUGAGAUGGGGAAGGUGAUCCGUGCUGACCGCAGUGGGGUGCAGCGGAUACGCGCCCGGGACAUCGUCCCUGGGGACAUCGUGGAGGUAGCAGUUGGCGACAAGGUGCCAGCAGACAUUCGGAUCAUCGAAAUCCGGUCCACCACGCUGCGGGUCGACCAGUCCAUCCUCACAGGGGAGUCUGUGUCAGUGAUCAAACAUGCUGACCCCAUCCCCGACCCUCGGGCUGUCAACCAGGACAAGAAGAACAUGCUCUUCUCUGGCACCAACAUCGCAGCUGGGAAGGCCGUAGGGGUUGUCAUUGCAACCGGGGUAUACACUGAGAUUGGGAAGAUCCGAAACCAGAUGGUGGAGACAGAGCCAGAGAAGACCCCCUUGCAGCAGAAGCUGGACGAGUUCAGUCAGCAGCUCUCCAAAGUGAUUUUCCUGGUGUGCAUCGCCGUCUGGGUCAUCAACGUCAGCCACUUCAGCGACCCUGUCCACGGGGGCUCUUGGUUUCGGGGGGCCAUCUACUAUUUCAAGAUUUCAGUGGCACUGGCAGUGGCUGCCAUCCCUGAGGGUCUCCCAGCUGUCAUCACCACCUGCCUGGCGCUGGGCACACGACGCAUGGCCAAGAAGAAUGCUAUUGUCCGGAGCCUGCCCUCAGUGGAGACCUUGGGCUGCACCUCUGUCAUCUGCUCUGACAAGACUGGCACCCUCACCACCAACCAGAUGUCGGUCUGCCGGAUGUUCAUUAUGGAGAAGGUGGAGGGCACGCAGUGCAGCCUGCACGAGUUCACCAUCACCGGCUCCACCUAUACCCCCGAGGGACAGAUCCUGAAGGACGAGCAGCCAGUAGAGUGCGGGCAGUACGAUGGGCUGGUGGAGCUGGCCACCAUCUGUGCCCUCUGCAACGACUCCUCGCUGGACUACAACGAGUCCAAAAAAGUCUAUGAGAAGGUGGGAGAAGCUACUGAGACAGCCCUGACGUGCCUGGUGGAGAAGAUGAACGUCUUCAACACUGACACCAGCAAACUCUCCAAGGUGGAGCGAGCCAACGCCUGCAACUCAGUGAUCAAGCAGCUGAUGCGGAAAGAGUGCACCCUGGAGUUCUCCCGAGACCGCAAGUCCAUGUCGGUGUACUGCACGCCCACUGGCCCUGGCCACAACUCUGCUGGCAGCAAGAUGUUCGUCAAGGGUGCCCCGGAAAGUGUGAUCGAGCGCUGCACCCACGUCCGUGUGGGCACUGCCAAGGUCCCACUGACGGCCCCGGUGCGGGAGAAGAUCCUGGGCAGGAUCCGGGACUGGGGCAUGGGCAUCGACACGCUGCGCUGCCUGGCCCUGGCCACCCACGACGCGCCCGUCCGCAGGGAGACCAUGCAGCUGCAUGACUCCGCUGCCUUCGUCCACUACGAGACAAACCUGACCUUCGUGGGCUGCGUGGGGAUGCUGGAUCCUCCCCGCAAGGAGGUCACCUCCUCCAUUGAGAUGUGCCGCAAGGCCGGCAUCCGUGUCAUCAUGAUCACCGGUGACAACAAGGGCACAGCGGUGGCCAUCUGCCGCAGGAUUGGCAUCUUCUCCGAAAUAGAGGACGUGGCUGGCAAAGCCUACACGGGCCGGGAGUUUGACGAGCUGCCGCCCGAGGCGCAGCGGCAGGCGUGCCGCGAUGCCCGAUGCUUUGCCCGCGUGGAGCCAGCGCACAAGUCCCGCAUUGUCGAGUACCUCCAGUCCUUCCAUGAGAUCACCGCCAUGACGGGUGAUGGUGUCAACGAUGCCCCAGCCCUGAAGAAAGCAGAGAUCGGCAUCGCCAUGGGGUCGGGCACGGCUGUCGCCAAGUCAGCCGCGGAGAUGGUGCUCUCUGAUGACAACUUCUCUACCAUCGUGUCGGCUGUCGAGGAAGGCAGGGCCAUUUACAACAACAUGAAGCAGUUCAUCCGCUAUCUCAUCUCCUCCAACGUCGGGGAGGUUGUUUGCAUCUUCCUGACAGCCAUCCUGGGCUUGCCUGAAGCCCUCAUCCCGGUGCAGCUGCUGUGGGUGAACUUGGUGACAGAUGGGCUGCCGGCCACGGCGCUGGGCUUCAACCCCCCCGACCUGGACAUCAUGGACAAGCUGCCCCGCAACCCCAAGGAGCCCCUCAUCAGCGGCUGGCUCUUCUUCCGCUACCUGGCCAUCGGAGUGUACGUGGGCCUGGCCACGGUGGGUGCAGCAACCUGGUGGUUCUUGUACGACGCUGAGGGACCACAGGUCUCCUUCCAUCAGCUGAGGAACUUCAUGAGGUGCACUGAGGACAACCCCAUCUUUGAAGGAAUUGACUGUGAGAUCUUUGAGUCCCGAUACCCGACCACGAUGGCUCUGUCCGUACUGGUGACAAUCGAAAUGUGCAAUGCUCUGAACAGCGUCUCUGAGAACCAGUCGCUGCUGCGGAUGCCACCAUGGCUUAACAUCUGGCUGCUGGGGGCCAUCAUCAUGUCCAUGGCACUGCACUUCCUCAUCCUCUACGUCAAGCCCAUGCCGCUCAUCUUCCAGGUGACACCCCUGAGCUGGCCGCAGUGGGUGGUUGUGAUGAAAAUCUCCCUGCCCGUUAUCCUGCUGGAUGAAGGACUCAAGUACCUUUCCCGCAACCACCUGGAUGGCAUUCUCAGGACAGUGAGACACACGUGGAGCGGGGACCACCAGUUGAAAACCAGCAAGACUCCAGAGCAAGGGAGAAGAGGACAAGAAAUGAAUGACAUGAAGGAAACGCUCUUAACUAAAGGAUCCCUAACCUGUAACUCAGACUGAAGUCUUGCAUGCGUGACCAUCGCUAGAAGCCAGCAGGACAUGCAUGUGUCCGACUAUCAGACAAAUGCGGGUGAAUCGUCGAAAAGAAAAAUACUGAUUUUGUUCUGUUUCGUAGCUUUUCUUUUUCCUGUACAUAUGAGUGCAAUUACUGGACAGCUGGCGUAGGGCUUGGGAACGGAGCUGUGUGCACCUGGCUCAUCACAACAUGGUUCCUUGGGGAUUUAUUCCUGCAGAAUUUGAGACCCUCUUUCCAAUUUUCCCCCAGGUGGGGUGAGCUCAGGCAUGGUGUCCUUCGCAGGAGAGCAAGGCGGGGAGUUGGGAUUUUAGGCAAUACGCUGAGCGCUGGCGGGAGGCUGCGUCCUCCAGUGGGAUGGGAUGUGUGAGGGCAGGGGAGGGAGGCGAAGGGGCCAUGGGUUGGGGUCACCAAACCUUGUUGACGUCCAUGGUGUCAGUGGGUGCAUCACUGCAGCUGCUGCACUCUUCUCCGGUAGCCACAGCAGCUGAAAAUGGCUUCUCACUGGUGGUGUGGAUCUCGCAGUCCAGUUUAUACGCUGAGGUCGGGUGCGUGGGGUGGAAGGUGAAAUUCUCCCUAUUUAUCACACUGUCCUACUUGAUCCCUGUGUUGUGGAAAGCCCCGCACCUUCUCAGGCUCAUCUGACACCAAAGCAUGAUGUGCUCUUGUCUGUUCUCCUCCAUCCGGUGUCUUGUUAGGUCCCGUCUGCACUAUUUAAGCUGUAGCCCUCUUCCUUGUAUGGGCAACCAUUUAAAGCACAGCAUGGGGAUGACCAACUUCCCAUUCCUCAUGUCUACUGCUCCAUCCUGGUCACCCUUUCUUCCCUCAGUUGAUUUUUAACUAUUUCCCGAGCGGGAGCAGAGCUCAAGUUCUUAGGAACGUGUCCAUGAGUUUGUGUCCUCUCCUUUGGAGGACAUUUGCACGGGGCAUCCUUGACACCGGUGAUCCGCCUUCAAGACGGGAAUGAAUGUAUGCUUAUACAUAGAGUCCACCUCUGCGAGCGUUGUUUGUCGUGGCAUCCCUUCCUAUAAGGCACUGACUCUGUCUUAUCCGCUUGGGAUUUUUCUGCAGCAAGAGUUUGUGGAUCAGGAGUGGAUUUUGGAAUCCAGUAAACUGAUCUUUCUCCAUUGAGCUACGUCAGCUGAGGAGCCAAUAGCGUGCGAUAUCUUCUCCAACUCUCCAAAUGCUCCCUCCCGUUCCCUAUGAUCCUGAUAUUUAGUUGGCCAGACCCUAUAUCUUUCCUUUCUCUUCAAUUCCCACAACAGCACUUAAAGGCGGGCUUUUGGAGAGCAUUUUGCUCCUUCGAUGUUGGGUUUUCUCUUCUACUUUUUGCCUCUUAAAAGCUUCCAGAGCUUUUCUGUUCCGCUUUCCCCUGGGCGAGAGCUCCUCUUCCUCUGUACAGUAGGUGCCAAAUACCAUCCUUCCUUUCUUUUCUCCAUCACCAGCAUUGAAGACGAGCAGAGCCCCCAGACCAAUGGGAAUGUACAGAAUUGUUAUACUACUGAGCUGAUUUAAUUGUACAGAAAACCUUGCAUGAAAUGUUGUUACUGUAUUUAAUAUAUAAUGUAUUCAAGGAAUUUUAAUAUGGAGCUCUUUAAAAAGAUCUUUAUAGAAUACUCUGUGGUUAGAAGAUUGUUGCUGAUUUUUUUAAAAUAUUAUUAUACUUUGUCUUGAAGAAGUUUUAUUUUUCAAACGUGUUAUGUCGAAAUGAUUUAAUUGGUGAUCCCUCGGGGGAACCGGUUCCUCUGUAAAGGCUUUUCACCAGGAAUGAGACUCAACCUGGUGCAGAGGACCAGGACGUGACCCAGGUACUGCUCAAGCCUUCAAAAUAAGGUUUCAGUAAGAUUAAUGCCAUAGACCUGAGCUUUGCCUUUCCCUGAGAGGGUGGAUUUCACCUGGUUUAGUACGGAUUAUCUCCAGCUGUCUGUGCUGCCAAAGAACCAGUGGGAAUUGAAUCCAGUACCAUCUCGGUGACUUUAGAGGAAAUUGCUUCUGUGUUUCCCUGAGGCUGAAAACCAGUUUGGGAGAGACUGGAUGAGAUUCAGAGCGUCCCAACUCCCUUUGUAGAGUCUUUCAGCUGCCUGAUGACAUCUCCCGGGGACAUGGUGGCCUUGGUCCAUUGUGCUUGCAUGGACCUGCCCAGUCCAUACGCUCCGUAUUGCACCACCUGAGCUAAAGUGGGUUUCCUGGGCUUAAGGUCUGGUGUAGGAUGAUUAUUUUUACCCAGCUAUGUCUUUGUGUGGAGUUUCUUGUGUAAAAAAAAUGACUGCUGAGUAAUGGAUGAGAAUCUCCGGUAUAACGUGACCUAAAAGGAAAAAAAUCUAGAUAAAAGCUCUGUUUUGGAACAGAGAUGAAGUAAUGAAGUUCUAGCUCCUUAUUGGAUUCCUGCUGGAGGUUUUUAGCUUGGUCUCGCCUGAGAGCAGAGAGGUGUACUAAGCAUCCUCCUGACCCCCCUGUCAGAAAGGCUCCUUGAAGAGAUGCUGAGCUCGUUAUUUUGUCACUGAUGGAGAUGCGGCGCUGCUGCAAGCCCAGGCAGUGUCCGGGUGUUUGUGCAGCCGUUGAGCGCAGGCAGGAGCGAUGCGGGGCGCACAGCGGAGGAUGCAUCACUCUGAUGAGGAUGCACUUCUGUGAGCACUUUAUACUCCUUUCUCAGGGGCCGGGCACCGCGCGGGGUUACAGCGAGGGUCCCGCAUCCCUGGAGCAAGUACCCUGGGGGGGCAGCUUAGAGCAGUGGCUGUGAUGAGUCUUUUGUGCUGUUUUGGGGUGUUGUAUCAUUGUCUCCAGUUGCUGGAUGAGCUCUGCCCCCUGCAGUGCUUGAUCCUGCUGGGAGGCACACGGGAAAAGGAAAAAGAGAGAUGCUCUUCAAAGCAAAGUCCUGCAUCCUAUUUUUUCUUUCUGCCGUGAGGCCACUGUAUGGCUCAGGGGCCGGAUGAGGUUUUGAGUUGUGUGUUUGAGACUUUGGCAUUGUGAUGAUGUCGUGUGUGGCUGUGAUGCUCUGCUCAGCCAAGGCUGGAUGGUACCACCAGGACAGGAGAAGUCAGGAGCAGGAGGGACGGGCUUUACUGGAGAGGCUGGGGGGCUUCGUUCCUGUAAUAGCAUCACUCCGGGGAUUGAGGUGAUCUCUGUUCGUGGUUUGGGCAGCAGAAGUGGUCAGAGGAGCAACAGGACAACUCAGCAGCAAUUUUUCGUCCCUCUUUUUUUACAUCAGGUUGAGGGUGCGGCUUCCCAGUCAGGGUCGGGUUAAUGUUCUCAUGGUUGGUGGAAGGUGAUGCGAUCAUUGAACUUUGUGAGCACUCCUGAAACUCAAACACGCAGGCGUUCCUAACGCCAGCUGCUAAGACUUACGAGGAUUUUUGGUCCAUACCUGGCACGGCAUCACCUUGUGUAAAUGAUGCCUGAGAUUUAGUCAUCCCCGUUCAGUCCCACCUGGGCUUUUGUUCCCCACCUCUGCAGUGGUGUUUUCUGGCAGGGCUCGUUGCAGGUAGCCCAGGGACUGAGUCUGCGAGAGAAGGUCAUUUGCACAGCAAAUAUAGGUUGGAGUUUGCAGGGGAAAGGGACAUAUAGGAUAAACGGUGCUCCCUAGGUCUGUCCUCUCGGUGCCAUUCAGCUUUGGGGAUGAGUGAGGCAUUAAAUGAGCCUGAAUCCAUCUGCACACGGUGCGAUGGGGACACGGGUACUCAGGCCCAGGCUGGGUCGAUCUGGGCACUUGGGACCAAGAGGAGGGUGACCACGGAGCUGCAGUGCUCUCAGCAGCUCCAGCCUGGGGAUGCGCUGGUGUUUGUUCAUGUGAGAUGCUUGAAAAGCCAAACCUGGGAAUCCCGGAGUUUGUGCUUGGUAGCAAAAGGUAAAUCAUUGUAUCUUGGGGGGGUGG